Messenger RNA from Zerene cesonia (dogface butterfly), 1900 nucleotides. RefSeq names its product beta-alanine transporter. The transcript is spliced from 8 exons. The record is from RefSeq and is a predicted model, not a curated record. Gene Ontology annotation, cellular component: membrane. Gene Ontology annotation, molecular function: transmembrane transporter activity. The coding region runs from base 101 to 1885 and encodes 594 amino acids. Lineage: Eukaryota; Metazoa; Arthropoda; Insecta; Lepidoptera; Pieridae. Gene Ontology annotation, biological process: transmembrane transport.
CGAAGCUAGUUGUCCGGUCCAGGCUGACUAGUUGUGACCACGUCCCUCAACUUGGAUGUAUUGCGCAUACGCUCUUUAAUCAUUCAGCUUAUUGAAUAAGAUGGACUUUGACGCAAUACUCCAAGACGUUGGCGAAUUUGGGCGCUACCAGAAACUGGUGAUCUACCUAGUGCUACUGCCGGCCGUGAUACCGUGCGGCUUCCACGCGUAUGCACAGCUCUUCAUGGCUGGUGAUGUGAAGCACUGGUGCAGGGUACCGGAACUGGAGGGUUACGAUGUGGAACUUGUGAAGAACUUGAGUAUUCCAUUAGAACUUCGGAACGGCGUUCUAGAAUAUUCACAAUGCAAUAUGUACGAUCUGAACUACACCGACAUUUUGAACCAAUACACAACACUCGAAGAGGCAGCUGUCAGCGAAGGAACUGCUGAUAUUGUACCCUGUAGAAACGGUUGGAUGUAUGAAAAUGUAGUUUAUCAAAGCACAGUUGUAACAGAAUGGAACCUGGUGUGCAACAAGAACUUUUAUCCCACACUUGGGCUGGUACUCCUUGCAGUUGGCGGUAUCAUUGGAAACUACAUAUUUGGCUAUCUUCAAGACACAAUCGGCCGAAAGCCGUCUUUCUUCAUAUAUCUUGUAAUUGAAUGUAUAUUUGGCGUGGCUACUGCGUUCGCGCAGAACUAUUAUGUUUGGAUUGUAUAUAGAUUCGGAGUGGGAUUCACUGUUCCAGCAAUAAUGGCCACUCCGUAUGUUUUGGCAAUUGAAUUAGUGGGACCAAAAUGUCGAACGCUCUGCACAAUACUCUCAAAUAUUGCUUAUUCCAUGGGUCUCAUCCUCUUGGCUGGCGUGGUCUACCUUGUGAGAAAUUGGCGACACCUGGCGCUGGCUACGACGCUGCCUUUUGUAUGCUUCUUCUUGUACAUCUGGCCGAUGCCAGAAAGUCCAAGAUGGCUACUCGCGAGAGGUCAAUUUGAAAAGGCUGAAGUUAUCUUGAAGAAAAUGGCCAGAAUUAACGGAAAAUCUCUACCAAAGAACUACAUGGUACAUCUUCGCCGUAAAUACGAAUCUGACAAACUUAAACAAGAUCUCGAAAAAGAAAAGUCUAGAAAAUAUGGCAUUCUAGACUUAUUUAGAACACCGAAUUUACGAAAGAAAACAAUUAUCAUCACAUUUAUUUGGUUCACAAACACAAGUGUGUAUGUCGGCUUGUCAUAUUACGCCCCGGUGUUGGGCGGGGAUGAAUUUUUGAACUUCUUUCUGGCGGGAAUCGUGGAGUUGCCAACCUACUUAUUUUUAUGGCCGUCUAUGGAACGUUUGGGUCGAAGAUGGACGUUGUGUAUGAGCAUGGUAGUUGGCGGCAUCGCGUGUCUGACUACGUUUUUAGUGCAGCACGAAACAAACGUUACACUUGCAUUGUAUUGCGUGGGAAAGAUGGGUAUUUCAUCGUCAUUUGUAGUGUUACCGCUGAUGGCUUCUGAACUUUACCCAACAGUAGUAAGAGGUCUAGGAAUGAGCUUAAGUUCAGUUUUGGGCAUGUUGGGACCUAUAUUCAUACCACUCGUUAACUAUUUGGGCUCUGAUAUAAUGGUUUUACCUUUGAUCAUCAUGGGAGCAUUACUGGUAGCAGGUGGAAUAGCUAGCUUACUUCUUCCAGAAACGUUGAACCAGCAUCUCCCGCAAACUUUAGAAGAUGGAGAGAAAAUGGGUCUUGACACAGAUUUCUGUUGUAAUCCACCAGUUAAGGAAGCUAAAAAUGAGGAAGAAAAUGAUGUUCCAUGCAAAAAUUGCAAUGCUCUGUGUUCAUGUCAAAUGGUUAAUAUGCCUUUAAAUGAAAAUGUAAAUAAUGAAAAAGAUUUAGAUGCUGUAGAGUUCAUUUUAGUCAAGUGAAGAAAGUAAAAUUAA